Ciona intestinalis (vase tunicate) is the source of this 4166-nucleotide messenger RNA. The record is from RefSeq and is a predicted model, not a curated record. Lineage: Eukaryota; Metazoa; Chordata; Ascidiacea; Phlebobranchia; Cionidae.
AUGCAUCACCAUAUCAAUCACGUGACUAAACCUCGACGUCCUAUUGGUACGUUUGAACAGAGGCGGGAAAAGGAAUUGGACGACAUUCUUGCAAAUUUAAACUUUACUGUGGCAAAGAUGGAAGAAGAAUCAGCACACGACUACACAACCCCCACUCCGUUCUCAUUGGUUGGAAAAAGCAAGUUUAAACCAAUCAGAUUCGGGCAGGUAAAUCGGAAAACCUCAUUGGACAACGGAUUUUCAAAUAAAAAUGGCAAGAAAGUUGAUGAACCAGAGAUUUCUGGCGAUAAAAAUGCUAAUGUGAAUGGUCGUGUAAAAAGUUUCCCACUUUUAAAAACUCAAAAGAAAAAUGAAAAUAUAAAAGAAGAAAUCUUAAACAUUAUACUAAACGACGAAAAUAAUAAAACUACCCACAUAAUACCAAAAGAACAAGAAAAAGAAGGUGUUGAAAAAGACCAAACCUUAGCCAAAGUACUAAACAAUGUGGAAACUAGUGAAAAGUGUGAAACUUUAGAUUUGAUACAAAAUGUUGAAGACGGUCACGGAAAAGACGGUGAAGCACCAAGCAAAAUACUUAAUGUUGAAAAUGAAAAUGAAAAUAAAAAUGAAAUGACAGGGUCACUGCCAAAAGAUGAACAAGGAAAUGGAAAAGAGCGAUUCCUGGACCAAAUACAAACGAAUGUAGGUGAAAUACCAAAAAAUGAACCAGGGAAUAGUGAGGUAGAAUUCCCAGGUUUGAUACAAAAUGAAGAAGAAAGUAUUGAAAAUGGGAAAAUCCAAGAAUCAAUACCAAAACAUGAAAUAGAAAGCAAUGAAUUGGGAGGAUCUACAGACAUGGUGGCUAAGAAUGAACAAUGUGAUAAAGAAAAGGAGUUUUUGACGGAGACAGGUUCACGUGGAAGUUCUGAAACUUCGUGCCCGUAUUCCUCCAUGUCAGGAGUUUAUGAGGUUGAGGAAGAAGAACGUCCGUAUACAGAUGAUGAUAUUGACGACAUAGAAACAAUAUAUAAGGCUCCACAGAGACACCAUGUGGUGAAAAGCACGAUGAGCAACGAAACGUUGUUUCUCGACGGUUUGGUGGAAAGUUCGUCGGAAGUUUUUGAAACAAAUGAAAAUAAUCGGUGUAUUGAUAAUGUAGCUGAAGGGAGUUUGAAACCAACUGAUGAUGAUUUUAUUCUUCCACCCCUUCCACCUCCACCAUCGGAUGCCUUCCUUAAUGCACAGUCUCCCACUCCUCCUACAAGACCAGUGUUGCCAUAUCAAAAUCCUCCGUUUAAAAAAUCAACGGAAAACAAUACAAAAACCUUGGAAUCUGAAAACACUGCAAAAACUACAACUUUUAACACUGCAAAAACUACAUUUGGCAACACUGAAAAAACUACGUUUGGCAACACUGCAGAAUCUACACCUGGCAACAAUGAAAAAACAACCGGCAACACUUCCACGCAUCCCGUUAACGGCCAACCAAUGAUGCGCACUCCAACCCCCCCUAAUGGUGGUUAUGUCACUUUACUACGAGAUACUCGACAAAUACUCAUCAAACCCACAAAUUCUAACGGAGGGAAAGUUGAGAAUUCCACGAAAGUAACGAUCCAUGGAACCCCCUUCCCUACCCCACCCGGUGCCUCAGUGGAGGUUACCCCGCAACACAACUUACCUGGUGGAGCAGUUUACCAAACGACAACCAAAGAAGGCGACCUGUACCACACGGACACCUACUACCCCGCUUCUAACCCCGGUGACCCCCAAGCUGUCGUACUUGAGCGCACAAAGACGACCACCCUUGUUAAAGCACCCCACCAUGAGGGUAUUGGGCCAACUACCGGGACAGGGGUGCCAGUCGCGUUGAAAUCGUCAGUUGAUGAUUCAAAGCAUUGGUAUAAGAGCAUGUUCAAACAAAUGCAUAAGAUUGAUGGGAAUGAAGCAGACACACCAGAAACAAAUGGCUCAAGUUCAAGGCCUAUGUCAGCAGAUAGCAGCAACGGUCGACACCACGUAUCCAUGGAGACGGAACGACCAACCAGGGUGGGAAAGAUAACGGAUUACAAACCCGCUGAACCAUACGUGGUUGAGAAUAAACCGAUCAGACUGAACUUAAACCACCACCAACCCCCGCCCCCACGUACAUACUCAGUACAGGGGAACCCCCCAUGUUUACGUCGCAGCUCGAGUCUGGAGGAUUUUUCCCAGCAAGAUUGGCAAGAAUAUUUUGACGAUAUUCUUAAACCGAAAUCGCCAAGUAAAAUAUGGGACAUGGAUGUGAAGAAGCAAAUGGAAACAACUGUGCAAACUUCAUCUACAAGUUACACCCCGCCUCAUUCGAAAAUGUCGGGUUACCAUAGCAACGUUACUAAACAACCAAUUACAACGCAGCAUAAGAAAGAAUCUACCACGGAUGCAGUGAAGCGUAACGUGAACCAACAACAACGAAAAUCACAAGGUGAUGGGAUUCGACAACCAGCAAAAGCAAAGUUUGAUUUUAAUUCAAGAACUGGAAAGGAGUUGUCGGUCAAGCGAGGACAAACGGUGAUUAUCACACGUCGUGUGGACGAUAAUUGGUACAUGACGGAGACACCGGAUGGCGUAAAGAGCGGAAUUAUCCCCGUGGAGUAUUUGAAGGUGAUCACAUCAUCCAGCCAACCUGACAAACCCACCCGGCACGGACAAGCCAAAGCAAAGUUCGAUUUCAACGGGAAAACUAAAAAUGAACUUUCCUUCAAGAAAGGAGAUGAUUUGGUUUUGUUGAAGCGUGUGGAUGAUAAUUGGUACAAAGGCAAGCUUGGUCCAAACACCGGUAUUCUCCCUGUAGGUUACGUGCAAGUAACGUUGGAACCUGAAACUAAACAAACCAAGAAAGAAACGAUUCCUAAACAACUUGAGGUUUCGCCGAGAUCAUCCCAUUCACAACAGUCGUCAACUAUUAGCCAGACUAGUUUGGACAGCAGUGAACCAGAUGAAACUGAGAAAAAGAAUCGGGCUGCUUUUCUCGCUCACUCCGUUGUCGGCCACACGCCGGCACUAGCGAGCAACCACCGUCACCGGGGGGAGUUCGACCUCACAGAGCUCGACCAAGUUAUCGACCAAUCAACCGCGACAGUCGCUCAGCCGAAACCAACCAACAUAGAGGUCCAUUACGAUUACCCAAAACCCAUAAAACCCCAGUCCCCUAAACCACCCCCAACCCAGCAAACCUUACCCCUACCUACCGUACCAUCUUACCCCUCUUCUACAAGCUCCCAGCCCUCCAGCCCGCGUGCCAUCUCGCCCCCAGCGCCCGACAUCGAUUACGGCCAAAUUAUCGGUCGUUACGUAGCUUUGUACGCUUACGAAUCGAGCAACGAGGACGAACUUGACCUCCGCCCUGGUGACGUCGUUAUCGUGGUCGAAAUUUGUGACGACGGCUGGUACGUGGGGACUUCGGAGCGGACCGGGGGGUUCGGGACUUUCCCCGGAAAUUACGUCACUGCUGCGCAAUAAUGGAAGAAAGCAGUGUUGCCGAGUAAAACUGCUGCUCUAGUGUUGCCAGCUAAAAACUGCUUCCAGUGUUUCCGAGUUGUUUUUAUCAAUCCAGUGUUGACCAAUUGACGGGAAUUUUCAGAACUUUUGUGACGUAAUUAUGUUGCUUGUGACGUAUGAAUAGAGGGAGGCGAAUCAAAAUCUAAUUAACAAUGACGUUUUUUGUGACGUCAUUAUGAUUUUAACAAUGCUUUUAUCACGCAGCCUUUAUUACGUCACAAACAUUCACCAUGCACGUCACAAUGUGUAAAUUUGCCACUGUAGGUCGCUGUGGAGCUAUCACCUGAUUGGUUGAAAUAAUUUUUUUUCGAAAAAACAUAAUUUUCUUCCUUCCCAUACCCGAUACAUUAUCCGCUUGAUAAUCGCGCUUAUUAAUCCACAAUCGCUACAACAAUUCACCUUGUUGCACUAGAAUUAUGGUUCAAAUAUGAAUUUUAUGCUUGUUGUUUAUAAUAAAGGUGUUUAUUACGUAAUAAUCAUGUUUUAAUAUGACGUCAUAGGCAACAUUAUAACAUCACAAUUAACAUUCUGCUUUUCUUCUGUUACGUCAUUUAGCGCAUUGUUAACAAUAAUCAUUGAUUGAUAUUUAUUAUUGUGACGUCAGAAUCUAAUUUUGUUUCAAGAUUUGGUGAAUACAGCUUGCUAUAAUG